AUGGGGAUGGACGAGGUGGGCAGGGAGGAGCUGGGAAGCCUCCACGGCAUCCCCUUCUACAAGUCCUUCAUAGAGGGCUGGCCGCAGGUGGAGGCUUUCCAAGCCCGGCAUGAUGACCUGUUGAUCGCCACCUACCCCAAGUCAGGCACGACAUGGCUGAGCGAGAUCCUGGACAUGAUCUACCAUGACGGCGAUGCAGAGAAGUGCCGGCGGGAUGCCAUCUUCAACCGGGUGCCCUUCCUAGAGAUGAAUGCCCCCAAGAUACCAAGCGGCAUCGAGCUGCUGGAGAAAACCCCAUCCCCACGGCUGGUGAAGACCCACCUGCCAGUCCAGCUCCUCCCAGCCUCCUUCCAGGAGAAGGACUGCAAGGUAAUCUACAUGGCCCGCAACCCCAAGGACGUCGUUAUCUCCUACUACUACUUCUACCAGAUGGCCAAGAUACACCCCGACCCUGGCACGCUGGCUGAGUUCCUGGAGACCUUCAUGAAUGGAAAAGUGGCCUACGGGUCCUGGUAUGAGCAUGUGAGAGGCUGGUGGGAGAAGAGGCAGGAGAAACGGCUCCUCUACCUCUUCUACGAGGACAUGAAGAAGGACCCACAGCGUGAGGUGCAGAAGAUCUUGCAGUUCCUGGGCAAGGAGGUGCCAGAGGAGACAGUGGCAAGGAUCCUCCACCACACCUCCUUCCAGGAGAUGAAGAAGAACCCCGCCACUAACUAUGAGACCAUGCCCCCCUCGCUGAUGGACCACAGCCUCUCCCCUUUCAUGCGGAAAGGCAUCUCUGGAGACUGGAAGAACCACUUCACCGUGGCGCAGAACGAGUGCUUUGACCAGCACUACCAGCAGCACAUGGCGGGCUCAGAACUCUGCUUCCAGAUGGAGGUGUGAGGGGCACCCACCCCCG
Messenger RNA from Cygnus atratus (black swan), 901 nucleotides. Its product is annotated as sulfotransferase 1 family member D1-like. Gene Ontology annotation, biological process: sulfation. Gene Ontology annotation, cellular component: cytoplasm. NCBI's taxonomy places the organism in Eukaryota, Metazoa, Chordata, Aves, Anseriformes, Anatidae. Gene Ontology annotation, molecular function: sulfotransferase activity. Bases 1 to 885 code for a protein of 294 amino acids. The transcript has 7 exons. The record is from RefSeq and is a predicted model, not a curated record.